AUGAAGCUGAGUGUGGCUCUGUUCUUCGCGGGGUUGUUCGGGGCUCUGGCGGCCAUGUUUGUCCUCCUCUCCUUCGGGACAGAUUACUGGCUCCUGGCCUCUGAGACAUGCGACGAAGAAACUAACAGAACCAUAGGACCUGGGGGUGUUACCAUAGAGCGUGGUGACAUGAUUCUGGUGGAACCCGGUAUGGGGUUCCCCCCAGACACCACCUUCUACCACGAGGGCUUCUUCUGGAGGUGCUCCUUCGGGGGAAACCUGGACGAUGACACCCUCUUGAAGUUCUGGAUCACCAAUCAGCCCCACUCUAAAGUCUGCACACACGCCUACCUCUUCCCCUUUCCUGUGUCUCAACAGACUCACAACGCCACCGCAUAUGACUCCGCAAUCAUCUACAGAGGCUUCUGGAGUAUCUUCAUGCUAAUUGGGGUGGCUGCCGUCGUUUUAGGUGGGUUCUUCAUCAUCUGCGCCGCCCCAUUUGCCAGUCACCGUCUAUAUAAGGCUGGGGGUGUGCUCUUCCUGACAUCUGCUCUGUUCCUUCUCGGUGUGGUGGUGAUGUAUGUGCUGUGGGUGGAGGUGCUGGAUGUGGUGCAGGUCUACGUUGACCACCAGCGCUCCUCUGUUUGUCCCACCUUUGACCUCACCAUUCACUACGGCCUAUCCUUCUUCUUCGCUCCUGUCGGCAUCUCCUUCUGCCUGCUGGCAGGACUCCUUUUCCUCCUCAUUGGUCGGUCCGUACAGAUGCAGUACCACUGA
Messenger RNA from Salvelinus namaycush (lake trout), 756 nucleotides. RefSeq names its product transmembrane protein 182-like. Gene Ontology annotation, cellular component: membrane. Bases 1 to 756 code for a protein of 251 amino acids. The record is from RefSeq and is a predicted model, not a curated record. The transcript has 5 exons. NCBI's taxonomy places the organism in Eukaryota, Metazoa, Chordata, Actinopteri, Salmoniformes, Salmonidae.